Caenorhabditis remanei is the source of this 966-nucleotide messenger RNA. RefSeq lists its product as uncharacterized. The record is from RefSeq and is a predicted model, not a curated record. Gene Ontology annotation, biological process: CDP-diacylglycerol biosynthetic process; cardiolipin biosynthetic process. Bases 1 to 966 code for a protein of 321 amino acids. Lineage: Eukaryota; Metazoa; Nematoda; Chromadorea; Rhabditida; Rhabditidae. Gene Ontology annotation, cellular component: mitochondrion. Gene Ontology annotation, molecular function: phosphatidate cytidylyltransferase activity. The transcript is spliced from 3 exons.
AUGGAUGAAUAUCAAGAGUUGAUAAGUGUGCUGCCCUUACAAACUAUUGAUUAUGCAUUUGCUUAUGGAUCAGGAGCAAUUCAACAGAAAGACGAAAACAAAGCUGAAAAGAUGGUGGAUUUUGUAGUUGUCACGAAAGAUGCACAAGAAUUUCAUCGGGAAAACCUCGCAAAAAAUCCUCAGCAUUACAGCCUUCUUCGCUUAUUCGGACCAAAAUGUCUCGAAAAGAUUCAGUGUAAUUUUGCUGCUCGUGUUUACUAUAACACCCAUGUGAAUGUUGGAAAACGAAAAAUCAAGUACGGAAUAAUUUCAUACGAAAAUGCGAAACAAGAUCUUCUCGAUUGGAGAUGGAUAUACAUUUCCGGACGUCUUCACAAACCCGUUUUAGACGUAAUAAAACCAAAAGAUGACAUGUGUGAUUUGGUUACUGAAAAUCGACGAUCCGCUCUUCACUCGGCUUUAUUAUUGCUUCCAGAAUCAUUCACUCUCAAACAACUUUUUCAUAAAAUCGUCGGGCUUUCAUACACUGGUGACUUUCGAAUGAUUGUCGGAGAGGAUAGGAACAAGAUUGAAAAAAUCGUAGAAGGUAAUUAUGAAGAAUUGAUGAGAGUUUAUGAGCCAUUGAUGAAUGACGAUGCAAGAUUAUCUGUGAUGACACCAGCAAAAGUGAUUCAGGAUGGAUCUACGACUGCAAUCUAUCAUAGAUUGAAUUUGUUACCUUCAGAAGUGCUUAAUCGUAUUCAAAGAAAUAUGAACAAGGCUCAGAAAAGACAACGGGAUGCUGAAGAGGUAAUCUUCUCACUUGCUCAUCGACAUGAUGUUGCAGCAACGGUGGAAACUGCGAUCGGAGGAAUCAUUCGUCCUAUUUCAAUCUCACAAACUGCGAAAAAUGCGUUCUCGGCUGGAAUUACGCGUUCCGCCAUUUACAGUAUUGCCAAAAUGAGCAAGUUUUUGAAGAGCAAGUGA